Molecule: messenger RNA, 2535 nt
Organism: Gilbertella persicaria
Lineage: Eukaryota; Fungi; Mucoromycota; Mucoromycetes; Mucorales; Choanephoraceae
Product: 10 TM acyl transferase domain found in Cas1p-domain-containing protein
Exons: 3
Coding region: 1-2535 (844 amino acids)
Source: RefSeq, a predicted model, not a curated record
AUGACUAUACAGAACAAAUUUGUUAUUGUACCAAGACUCUUGUUUGCUUUAGGACUGGUUGUCUUUUGUUUAUCAACCACAAGAUAUAUUACCGAGCCUCAAGACAAUACUCGAUGUCAUAGCAUGCUAAAUAAAGGCAAAUGGCUAACAGAAGAAUACAAGCAAUGGCAACCUGCUGGCUGUAUGUCAAAGACCUAUAGAAAGAAAGACAUUGGAAGUUGCUUGGGUAGUUCUCGCAUCAUUUAUAUUGGUGAUUCUAUUAUGAGAGAACAAUACUAUGCUAUGACACAAUUUCUAAGACCUGGAAGACCUUCUGAAGAUGCUAUUCAUGCAGAUCAGAAAGUGUAUUAUAAAACCUACAACAUCACAAUCGAAAUGUGGUGGGAUCCUUACCUGAAUACUUCUAAAACAAUAGACUUAUUAGAAGCAAAAAGACCUAAAGGUCAAGAACCACCUAGUAUACUUAUUAUUGGUUCUGGCAUAUGGUACAUGAGAAAACUUGGUCAUGACUAUCUUACUGGUUGGAAGCAAGCGGUGGAUAGAGUGUUUGAUGGUGCACUUCAUCAUCACAUUGCUGAUCGAGUGAUGCUAUCGCCAGUAGAAAUAGUUGAAUACGACCUCAUGACCCCAGAACGCAAAGCAACACUUACGUUUGACAAGAUAAACAUUAUGAACAACUACCUUAAAGAACGCAAAGCUGCCUUUGGUCAAUCUGUCACACCCCUUGUCGUACCAUUUGUUUGGAACGAGAUUGUAAUGUCCUCCAAGAAUCAAACAGCUGAUGGCCUUCAUUUUAAAGAGCCUGUUACUCAAGCUGAAGCACAAUUGGUGUUAAAUUAUCGCUGCAAUGAUUUCAUUUCUGACAAAAAAAAUAGCCAUUAUCCAACAGACACGACUUGUUGCUACUCCUAUCCUAGACCAACAUGGUACCAAAGCACAAUCUUCUGUUUCUUUUUGAUUUUCAUACCUCUUUGUACUUUUCUUGCUUGUUCAUCAUCAUCAUUAUUUGGAUUCUCAUUAGCCUGGUUAAAUUGCAUCUCCAUAGACCAUUCUGAAAUCUUGAGUGCUUUCUUUGUCUUUGGCUUGGCUGUUACUUACAUGUACCUUGGAGAUCGAACACAGUUGUUUGGCAAAAUCUUUAAGCAAUUUGAUAUAGCUACAUUCAGUGUUCUCAUGGCUACAAUGGCUACUCUUGGCUUGGUUACACUAAAAACUCAAACUGAAGGCGAUGCUGGUUUCCUGAAUCGAAAUCAAACAGAAGAAUGGAAGGGUUGGAUGCAACUCGUUAUCCUUAUUUACCAUUUUACUGGUGCGUCUCAUAUAGCAGGCAUUUACAACCCUGUGCGUGUACUGGUAGCAGCCUAUUUGUUCCAAACUGGUUAUGGUCACUUUUAUUUUUUCUAUACGAAAAAGGACUUUAGUAUCGGUCGUAUAUUGAAUGUGAUGGUUCGCUUAAACUUACUGAGUUGUGUUUUGGCUUAUCUGAUGAAGACUGAUUAUCUGUUUUACUACUUUUCACCAUUGGUCAGUUUUUGGUUUGGUGUUAUCUGGCUCACGAUGCGAAUUAUGUCAGCAUAUAAUCACAAGACUUGGUUUAUUUUGUCAAAGAUAGUUUUCAUGUCUCUAUUGACAGCCUUUAUUAUUCACUACCCUGGUGUUCUAGAAGCUGUGUUUCAGGGACUAGAAUGGCUCUUCAAGAUCCAAUGGAAUGUGACUGAAUGGCGUUUCAGACUCUCACUCGAUUGCUGGAUUGUUUAUGUCGGAAUGCUUGUCGCUUUUUCUACCAUUCAACUUUUAGAACACGACCUACAUGCCCGUAUCUGGUCUAGAUGUAAGAUGGGUGCGCUUGUGGCUUCUUUCCUUGGUUUGUUUGGAUUCUUUUGGUUCGAAUUGCUUCAGUCCAAAAUCACUUACACAACAUACCACCCCUAUAUCUCUUGGAUUCCUAUUGUUUCAUUCAUUGUCCUUCGUAACUUUACUCGGUCGAUGAGAAACACGCAUUCUCGCUUCUUUGCGUUCAUUGGCAACAUCUCGCUUGAGACAUUUAUUGGCCAGUUCCACAUGUGGCUCGCAGCCGAUACACGGGGACUUUUAGUGGUGUUGCCUCAAGCAAGCUGGGUUACCAAGUCAAGUAUGGGCUGGUGGCUGAAUUUAGUAGUGUCUAGUCUUGUCUUCUUCUUUGUUUGUUAUUAUUUAAGUCAAGCUACUGGUGCCAUUACACAAUGGAUUUGCUCUGGUGCACAAACCAAAACUACUAAAAUGACUACUACUGUAGACGCUGUUCCUCUCUUACCCACUGUUCAAGAAGAACAUGGUUCAAUAAGCUCAUCUUCUUCAAGCCAUCAUAGUUUUAUAGAAAGACAUGAUGCACCUAACAAGUUUGAAGAAGAUGGACGUAUAAGUGAAGAUUCUAUUCUUGAAUUGGUUGAAGAAACUUUAGAUCAAACAUGGUACAAAACCUUGUAUCAGAACUAUUGGAUCAAAUCAUUCUUUUUCUUGGUUACACUAGGUAUUGUUAAUCGAUUUUGUUCUUGA